GGCGCUCGCUCCCCGCCGAGCGCUCGCCGCCCGCCGGAGCCUGUGCCCGGGCGUGAGGUGGGAGGCGCUAGAAGCCACUUAGCUACAGCCUACCGCCCAAUGCAGCACUCGCUCGCUCCCCCCGCCAGCGGAAGCGCCCUCGAGGCACAAUGCAGCACUGAGGCAGCGGCGGCGGAGGCUGCAGCUUGGCUGCAGCUGCGGCAGCGGCGCGGACUGGGAGGGGGCGGCGGGGAGCGGAGCGCAGGGCGCGGGGAGCCCGCGGCAGCGGCAUGAGGAGCUGAGCGCUGCCACCAUGCAGGCAGCGCUGGCCGUGUCCUUUGGGCUGCUCUGCGCCCUGGGGACCUGCCCCCCAGCGCGCUGCGGCCAGGCAGGAGACGCCUCACUGGCAGAACUGGAGAGGGGCGAGGAAAACCGCUUCCUGGAGCGCCAGAGCAUCGUGCCACUGCGCCUCAUCUACCGCUCGGGUGGCGAAGACCAAACUCGGCACUACAAGCUCAACACACGGGUGCGGGGCGACCCUGGCGACCGACAGUUGACUCACGUUGACCAGGCAAGCUUCCAGGUCGAUGCCUUUGGAACAUCAUUCAUUCUUGAUGUCCUGCUAAACCAUGAAUUGCUAUCCUCGGAUUACAUAGAGAGACACAUUGAACAUGGAGGCAAGACUGUGGAAAUUAGAGGAGGAGAGCACUGUUACUACCAGGGUCAGAUCCGUGGAAACCCUGCCUCAUUUGUUGCCUUGUCAACAUGCCAUGGACUUCAUGGAAUGUUCUAUGAUGGGAACCACACGUUUCUCAUUGAGCCAGAAGAAAAUGAGACCUCUCAAGAGGAUUUCCAUUUUCACUCGGUUUACAAAUCCAGACUGUUUGAAUUUCCCUUGGAUGACCCUCCAUCUGAAUUUCAACAAGUAAACAUUACUCCACCAAAACUUAUUUUGAAGCCAAGACCAAAAAGGAAUAAACGGCAGCUUCUUCGAUAUCCUCGUAAUGUGGAGGAGGAAACCAAAUACAUAGAACUGAUGAUUGUGAACGACCAUCUCAUGUUUAAAAAGCAUCGGCUUUCUGUUGUACACACCAACACCUAUGCGAAGUCUGUGGUGAACAUGGCAGAUGUGAUAUAUAAAGACCAACUGAAGACUAGGAUAGUAUUGGUUGCCAUGGAAACUUGGGCUGCUGACAACAAGUUUGCCAUAUCUGAAAACCCACUGAUCACGCUACGUGAGUUUAUGAAAUACAGACGGGAUUUUAUCAAAGAGAAAAGUGAUGCAGUACAUCUUUUCUCGGGAAGUCAAUUUGAGAGUAGCCGGAGCGGGGCAGCUUAUAUUGGUGGGAUUUGCUCGUUGCUGAAAGGAGGAGGCGUGAAUGAAUUUGGGAAAACUGAUUUAAUGGCUGUUACACUUGCUCAGUCAUUAGCUCACAAUAUUGGUAUAAUCUCAGAUAAAAGAAAGUUAGCAAGUGGUGAGUGUAAAUGUGAGGACACAUGGUCUGGAUGCAUAAUGGGUGACACCGGCUACUAUCUCCCUAAGAAGUUCACUCAGUGUAAUAUUGAAGAGUAUCAUGGCUUCCUGAAUAGUGGCGGUGGGGCCUGCCUCUUCAACAAACCUUCCAAGCUUCUGGAUCCCCCAGAGUGUGGCAAUGGCUUCAUUGAAACUGGAGAGGAGUGUGACUGUGGCACCACUGCGGAAUGUGCCCUUGAAGGAGCAGAGUGUUGUAAGAAAUGCACCUUGACCCAAGACUCACAAUGCAGCGAUGGUCUCUGUUGUAAAAAGUGCAAGUUUCAGCCCAUGGGGACUGUGUGCCGGGAAGUAGUGAAUGAUUGUGAUAUUCGUGAAACAUGUUCGGGGAAUUCAAGCCAGUGUGCCCCUAAUGUGCAUAAGAUGGAUGGAUAUUCAUGUGAUGGUGUUCAGGGAAUUUGCUUUGGAGGAAGGUGUAAAACCAGAGACAGACAAUGCAAAUACAUCUGGGGGCAAAAGGUGACAGCAUCAGACAAAUACUGCUAUGAGAAACUGAAUAUCGAGGGGACUGAGAAGGGUAACUGUGGAAAAGACAAAGAUACAUGGAUACAGUGCAACAAACGGGAUGUGCUUUGUGGUUACCUUUUAUGCACCAAUAUUGGCAAUAUCCCACGGCUUGGAGAACUUGAUGGUGAAAUCACAUCCAUGUUAGUUGUGCAGCAGGGAAGAACAUUAAACUGCAGUGGUGGGCAUGUUAAGCUUGAAGAAGAUGUUGAUCUUGGCUAUGUGGAAGAUGGGACACCUUGUGGUCCUCAAAUGAUGUGCUUAGAACACAGGUGUCUUCCUGUGGCUUCCUUCAACUUCAGCACUUGCUUAAGCAAUAAAGAAGGCAGUGUUUGCUCAGGAAAUGGAGUUUGCAGUAAUGAGCUGAAGUGUGUGUGUAACAGGCACUGGGCAGGUUUGGACUGCAGUACCCCCUUCCCUCACAGUGACGAUGGAAAGGCUGGCAUCACACUGUCUGGCAACGGUGUUGCUGGCACCAAUAUCAUAAUAGGGAUAAUUGCCGGCACCAUUUUGGUGCUGGCCCUCAUAUUAGGAAUAACUGCCUGGGGUUAUAAAAACUAUCGAGAACAGAGACAGUUACCCCAGGGAGAUUAUGUAAAAAAGCCUGGAGAUGGCGACUCUUUUUAUAGCGACAUUCCUCCUGGAGUCGGCACAAACUCAGCAUCUAGUUCUAAGAAGAGGUCAAAUGGACUCUCUCAUUCCUGGAGUGAAAGGAUUCCAGACACAAAGCAUAUUUCAGACAUCUGUGAAAAUGGGAGACCUCGAAGUAAUUCCUGGCAAGGUAACCUGGGAGGCAACAGAAAGAAAAUCAGAGGCAAAAGAUUUAGACCUCGAUCUAAUUCAACUGAGAGGGAGCCCCAAGCACCUGAGCCUGGGCACUCCCUCGCCCAGACAAUCCCAUCCCAAGGCAUAAGUUCAGGGGGCUCUGACAGCCCCCAGACAGGGAGUCUGGAUCACAGCUCCCAAGAUGGUCAACGUCAGGAGUACAGGACUCUGUCUCCUGCCAAGUCUCCUUCUUCAUCAACUGGAUCUAUUGCCUCCAGCAGAAAAUACCCUUACCCAAUGCCCCCACUCCCCGAUGAGGAGAAGAAAGCCAACCGACAGAGUGCCAGGCUAUGGGAGACAUCCAUUUAAGAACAGCUGUUUACAUGUGACACAUCGAAACUGUUUACUUCAACUUUUAUAGAAAUCCAGCCUCACAGAAUCAUUGCAAAAUCUAUCUGCUCUUCAGACAAUUCGAAGACCCUUUGAGACGCCAGAGGAGAGGACACCACGGGUCAUACCUGGAUACCAUUUUCUUUUUGUCAUUGGCUUAGGAUUUAACCAAACCAUGAAAAGAACUAAUGAAAUGUUACACUACAACAUGGAACCAUUUAUGGUCUGGCACUGGAUAAUCCGCAUGACAGAUAUAUGUAGAAUAUCAACAAAAGUAACUCACAUGACCCAAAUGUAGCAAGUUUUCCUAAGGGACAGUAGUGGAUUCAGAGCCUGGCAUUCUGAAACACAUCUUCAUUAUAAACAGUAAUGCCAUAUGCAUGAAGCUUCUGUUUAUUGUUUUCCAUAUACAAGGAAACAACAUCUCAUGAUAGAAACUAGCAUGCAGGGCUAAGGCAUAUAGGACUUUUUUUCAGGACUAUAAAGCUUUGAGAAUCAAUAUCCCAUAUGCUAACUUUAAACACCUAUUUUUAUUUUUUUUUUACUUUUCAUAUUUAUAUCAGCAUACAAGGACAACUGUACAUAUGUAAACAUUUUUAAAAUUAAAAAAGCAACUGUUACACAUAAGUGUAUUUUGCCAAAUGCCUAAAAACAGUCAGUCACAAUCAUAUCAUUGUUCUCCAUCCAGUGGUCUUCAGAGUAUAAGCAGAUGAUGUUGUAAAUAUAGUGGUCAAUGCUGUAAAAAUGUCUCUUCAUAAUUGGUAUUUGUCUAAAACAUGUAAUUUCCCUUUAAACUGUGUACAGUCUGGAGGCAGUUUUAUUGAGUAAUUAGUUAAGAGAACAAAAUGCCCAGCCAAACUUCUGGACUUUCCAUCUUGCUGAAUGUAGGAAUCCAGGUGUGUGGUGGCCAUGCAGCCUCAGGACACUAUGGGGCUCUUAGGAAUCAGCCAGCCCAUCUGCUCUAUGUCACCAGUGUCACAUAAGCUGUUCUCAGUCCCAGGACAUAUCCUCUAGUCUUAUCUGGAGGCCAUGGAUUCCUCCCUCCCCUCCACAAUGUAUCUUGCUGAGAUUGAGCAGGUGCCCCAAAGACCCAGAGCCCAGAGUGGGUAGCUUCCAUCUUGCCAAUAUGUGAAUGCUUUCUGGCCUGAAGUUUUGGUUCCUUGAUAAAAUCAUUUCAGUCAACCUUAUCUGUGAAAGGAAUGACUUGUUUUCACAACAGCAACAUUCACACAUUUAUCAUCACUGGGAUGUAAGUUGAAACAGGUCAUUCUGACUGGCUUUGAAACAAGAGGAUGGAUGUUUUUCCUGUCCAAGGUGGGAAGCCUCAACAGGGCAUAAUGGGUUAAAGCUACAGAGAUGCAGUAACUGCAAAGUUAUACCAUUAGCUGGCAAGGAAAAUAGUCUGUUUUGAGCCUUAUUUAUUUUAAUCCAUUGAAAAGAAUGAGGAUUCUGUGUGAAUGUCUGCUUGUUUAAAAUAAAAGUUUAAAAGCUGCUUUAAUGCAGUUCUGUCAUUUUAAAAAAAGCCACUGUAGUGAGGUCUGAAAUUGAUAGACUCAAACACAUAGUCUGCUCUGGUCUACUUCUGACUCCCUUUUUCUCCUUACUGCCUCUCAAGAGGAAUGGAGUCAUCAGACAAGAACUCAGAAAUGCCCUUUGCAUUUGAUUUCUUCCCACAGUGUCCAGGAACACAAUUUGUUUCAUCUCUAUGUAGAAUCAAGUUAUAUGACCAAACCAGGGGCCAAGUUAGAAGGCAGUGUUAGAGUCUCCUCAUUUCUGCAAUGGACCUCUCUUCUGAAACCACUUUAAUCAUACAAAAUUACACAGUGAAAAACAGCAUUUUUCUCAUAACAGGAAAGGAUAUGGUUACUGAUGCCUCAGUAAAACAGUCCAUCAGACAAGGGUUUAGGUGAGUGUUGGGCAAUGUGUCCAUGUAUCUUAAACUAAAGACAGAAGGGCAGACAGAUAAAAAGAUGUAGCAAGUGAAGUGACUUUUUACCAAGAUCACUUUAAGUGUGCACUGAAUGUUUUCUGGUAUUGAGUAUAUAAAAGGCUAAUGUAAUAUAAGGUUUAUUUUGACUACAAGAGUUUAUAGCUUUGAAUGAAAGGUGCCUCGUGUAAAUAUGCCUUGUAGUUAUAGUUACAUAAGCCCUAACUUGGAAAGAAUCCACAAUGGCUAGCUAGUCUGCUAGUUUUCUGUACCUAUCUAUCUAUCUAUCUAUCUAUCUAUCUAUCUAUCUAUCUAUCUAUCUAUCUAUCUAUCUGUCUUUCCUCACUUCCUCAACUAAAUUUACCUGAAAUUAUUAUUGAAAACUAAAAUCUUUAUCAUGUGCCUUUUGGGAGAUAUAGUUGCUCUAGUCUGAAAUCAUCCUCAUAUGAAACUGAAUGAAAAGGUUUUGCUUAAUUUGCAGAGAUUAUGAUUUCAGAACUAUAAUAGCUUUAAUGUUCUAGCCUGAGUAUCUAUCUCCCAUUAUUAAACAUUCUUAGAACCAUUUGUUGAACUGACAAACCUUAGUAUAGAUGUAGUUUCAAGAAGCAUCUAUUGGUAGACUUACAGUUGAUGUUGUAGAGUAUUUGAUCUAAAUACACAAUGACUUUUCAUUCACGGAAGUAGAUAGUAUGGACUCAUGGCACCAAAUACAAGCACAGUAAUUACUUCUUUUUAAAAUAUUUGUUUUGAAGAGAAACUUUGAAUUUACAUAGCAGUUUUGAGUCAUGAAACUAAUAUUCACAUUUCCCAGUCCAUUGUGGACUCAUUUGCCGAGAAGGGCAGGAAUUUGGCCUUUAUGUUCAUUGUAUACCUUUUCUCUUGGCAUAGAUAGAGAAGCAGAGUGAUAGUCUAGAUGCCCGAGAUAGUCUAUUUAUCCAGUCAGAAUGCGUCCUGGAUAAAGGAACAUUGAAGACUUUCUACUGAGUCACCAGGAGAGGUCUAGGGUAACCUAAAGUCCUUAAGUAAUGGACUGUCCAGACUUACUGUUCCCAGCCACUUCCUUUAGUUGGGAAUUGAAAUUCUCCUGUAGAGUUAGCAAGCUAGAAAAUGUUCUCUAGUCACAUGCAGUCUGUGGAAAGAGAGAAAUCAAUACCUCUCAAAUAGUACAACAUGAGGGCUCUCAAUGUGCUGUAGUUGCUGUAUUUGUGAAAAAUAAAAAAACAAAAAUCUCAGCACCUCAAUUAGGUGGUAACUGAGGAAUACCCUAUCCCUAGAAUUGUUCCUUAAAAGAAAUACUGGCUGAUAGAAAAUAAGGGAUUAAGAUGCCUACUUAUCACUUUGAUACUAGUGCUUUAUUAAAUGAUGCUAGUUUUUUUUCCCCCCUUCUUGAUUUACAAGGCUUAUAAAAUUGUGUUUGCACUUAGAAUUCCGGCAUAGAAUUUCUGAACGGAAGAUUGAUGAAGUUUCUAAAAGAAGGAACUGUGAAGAUAAAAUUAGAUAUUCUGUGCCCUCCCAGAGAAAGAGGACUCCUGUUUGAGUUCCAUGACAAGCUUGCAUUUCUUUCUUCUCUGUUGAUUCCUUACAUGUCUGCUUAAUUUCAUCCUGUCUACUGUUCUAGACAGUAGACCUUCUGUGGCUACUUUCCCUGUUGACCCUCUCAGAUUUUGUUCUUUUUACAGUUAUAUUUGAGUCAGAGGAAGUGUGAUCUUUCUACUCACUUUUAGUAUUUCAAUAUCAAGUUUGUUCAUUGGUUUUUUUCACCACAUCAUUUUUCUUUUGUUAUAUAGAUCUAUCUUAACCUUAAACUUACACAGUACUUUUGAUAUUUCCUUGUGGUUUUUCAAUAUAAUAAGUCCUUACCUGAAAGAAAGAUUAUUUCUCUUUUACUUAAAUGUAAAGGAAAAGAAGGUUACUUGGCAGUUUGCAGUAUAUGGGAAGAGGAGAACAGAGUUUGGAAUUGACAGGAGUAAGAGGCAAGACACCUGUCUGAGCAGCCUGAUAGGGCCCCACCAGCUGCUGAGACUGGAUGCCCUGCACCGGGCAGACUGUAACUGUCAUCUAAUCAGUGACAAGGUGGCCUGAACUUUGAAACACUUAGAGUCCCAUUUGCAGCAUAUUGUCUCCUUUUUGUGUUCCUCAUGGUCUGUUUCUUUUCACUUUGCUUUCUUUUACAACUGUUACCUAUGUUCCCUCCUUAGAGUCAAAAUGAAUUUUUCAUUCCCAUUCCAGCUUUAUAUAAAAAGCAAGCAUUUCUUUGGAACAGGGCUCAAUUGGAGGCUCAAAGAUUUAUUCCUGCUCCACCCCCGAGGUAUUUAAAACUCUUCUGAUUUUAGAUGCAGUGUCUUUUCUCCUGGCAUCAGAACUAAGGACUUAGGUGAACAGCUUUCCUUUUAUUGUAUUGUAAGGCACGCAGUUGGUAGUUGUGAACAUUGGCUGAGGUAGCAGCCCAUUCGGCUGUGUGUGAGCUGCAUGCUGUUAGAGUGUACCCGCAGGGAGCUCUUAGCACUUGCUCAGAGCAUAUACUUUGGGGGGCCAGCACUUUUAGCUCUAAGGGUUUUCCUACCACACCUGUAGGUGCAGAGCCAAGAUGCAGCAAGACUUAGAAAACAGCAGGUAGUAUUUCCAUUUCCAUUCCCAUUCAUUGUUUUGUCAGUCCCCAGUAUUGAGCAUCUAAAAAUCUGUAAACAGAAAGUCAAAACUUAAAAGACCUGCAUCGUUUGUAUUUCUGCUUUUCAUAUGCAUGGCCUAAGAAGACAUUAUCUUCACUAUGGGGUUCUAUGGAUGCUUCCAGAGUCUUCUUGCUUCCAAAGUAUCUGCUCUCUCCUGAUUAGAAACAUCACCUAUCAUGGAGGCCAGUGCUUUCUUUGGCUUAAAUGGAAACUGGGAGAACAGCAGUACAGAGCAGGGAUGGGGUCUUUAAUUUUCUUUUGACAUGCCCGCAUGGAUUAUGCAACUUGGAAAAUGACUAAGGGAUGGGUCUCAGGGUGUAAAUCUCAGGAAGGGGCUAAGCAGAAGAUAGCUUUGGGAGAUCCUGGGAUGUUUAGUCCUGGCAUUAGGCGUACAGUGGAUAUUCACAUGAAAUGUGCAGAAGAGUUCAAGAAGGUCACAGGGACAUGUCAGAGGGAAAAGGUACUGGGUGACUAAAGCAGACUUGUGUGUGUUGCUGUUUUCUAGAGCAUUAGUGCUAGCUAUACUUAUUUCACUGUCCAGUGGUGUGUUACUGCUAUAGUGUCCAUAGACUGUAUCACACUGGCAGAGGCUUCAGGAAUGACAAGGGUUCUGAGCAGGGGCAGCAUCAUCUCACAUCUCUAAGUGUCCUUGGAGCAAAAUGUGUUUUGUUCUGAUUCAUUUUACAAAAAAGGCAUACAAUGAGACUAGACAAUCUUGUUAAUAUAAUUCACACACAGACCAUCAGUUUCUGUUUUUGAAAAACAGGUUAGUUUUCCUCUGAAUAUCUCCAUAUAUAUAUACAUACAUAUAUAUAUAUCUCCAUCUGCACCUAAUUUUAAGACAUUUCAGAAUACGAUUUACUUUGAUGGUUAAGUUUUAAAAAUGAUACAAAAUAGCCCAAAUCUUUAAAUAUAGAGGUGCUAAGUUUUAUCAGAUAACACAAUACAGAAAGAGCUGAAACGAACUCAUACACUUAGGAGUAACACAAAGUUCCUGUUAAAUUAUACAUGUGUAUCACUGCCUGAUUUGAAACCCCACUUUUCAUUUUUAAUCCGGCACAGUAUCAAACUGUGAUACUGCAACUAGUCUUUUUAAUGGGUACAAAUAACCCAACACCUUUGUUUUUUUUUAGAAGCUUUUUUUUUAAACACUAACUGCAAAAGUGCUUAGUAAGUUUAUACAGGAAACAAAGCAUGUACUUUUUUUUUUUUUUUAACUUGUUGGAAGAUUUGCCAUCCAAACUAGCAUUUCCAAAAGAUGAUUUUCAGAAACUGCUUGUUUCAGCCCACCAAAGCAGUUCAUACGCUGGUCAGCAUUAGGCCUAUGCCAGUGUUCCCCACAUCCAUUGCCUUUGAGAUGCGAUGCCCAUCUGCAGACAGACAUCACCCCAGGAGGAAGUGUUACAGCAACAGCUUUUUGAGUAAGUAGGUACUCAUGUGUAGAUACUUCGAUUUGCAUUGUUUUAACCUUUCUCUCCUAGUCUGCACUUCAAGUUCUUACGCUAUUUUCAAAAUCACUGGGUUUUGGCAAACACCAAUAGAAAUGUAUAUGGCAAUUGCUUUCCUGAGCAAGCGUGAUUUGUUUUAUGGCUGUUCGAGUUAUAAAAUUGUUCUUACAUUGUAGGCAAACAAAAUCUUGCUGUUUUUAAAGGUUGCUAUAACUUGAGAUUCAAAUUUCUGGCACAAUUUUAGUAUUCACUUCUGAAGCUAAUAAGAUAACAGAGUUUUCUAUGUUAUUCUCAUUGUUAACAUCAAUAAAGUGACUUUCAAUAAAAGAUUUAUGUUAUUUUGA
Nannospalax galili (Upper Galilee mountains blind mole rat) is the source of this 9557-nucleotide messenger RNA. RefSeq names its product ADAM metallopeptidase domain 22 (gene Adam22). The record is from RefSeq and is a predicted model, not a curated record. Gene Ontology annotation, molecular function: metalloendopeptidase activity. The transcript is spliced from 33 exons. Gene Ontology annotation, biological process: proteolysis. Lineage: Eukaryota; Metazoa; Chordata; Mammalia; Rodentia; Spalacidae. Bases 293 to 3148 code for a protein of 951 amino acids. Gene Ontology annotation, cellular component: postsynaptic density membrane.